Molecule: messenger RNA, 3211 nt
Organism: Sinocyclocheilus grahami
Lineage: Eukaryota; Metazoa; Chordata; Actinopteri; Cypriniformes; Cyprinidae
Product: mitoguardin-2-like
Exons: 16
Coding region: 237-2018 (593 amino acids)
Biological process (GO): mitochondrial fusion
Source: RefSeq, a predicted model, not a curated record
CGCCCACCAGGAAAUCACAGGUUAGUGUGUGCAAUGCGGAAUGAAAAUGUCCUUCCAAACCAGGAGAAAGUAACGAAAAUGAAGAACUCGGCGACGCUGUGACGUGGAAUCGAAAGCUCUGUUUCCGGAUGAGUCCUGCUGAUCUGCAGAGCUGAACUCCUGCUCCAGCUGUUCCAGGAUCUGUGUGGAGCGACUCGGAUGUGAAAGCAUCUGCAGGACGGAGGGGCGGAGCUGAGAUGUCAAUCAGAAGCGCUGAGGGCGUGUCCAUCAUGCAGGCCUUAGCCAUGACCGUGGCUGAGAUACCUGUGUUCCUGUAUUCCACCUUUGGACAGUCUAUAUUCUCUCAGCUGAAGUUGAGCCCUAGUCUGAAGAAGGUGCUGUUUGCCACGGCUCUGGGCAGCGUGGCUCUGGCACUGACCGCGCAUCAGUUGAAGAGACGGGGAAGGAAGAGGAAGCAGGUAGUCAGUAAAGAAGCUCAGAAACCUGUGGGCGUCCCAGAACAGCUGCUCCGAACCAGUCGGCCAGCCUCGCUCAAGAGAGGGCCGCUUCCAGGGCGUCAGAUGAUGAGUCCCAGCACCCGCAGUAAUGACACUCUCAGCGGCGUCUCGUCUCUCGCGCAGAGCAAACACUCGAGCUCUUCACACAGCAUCGCCUCUAUGCGAGUCCCUUCCUCUCCCAACCAAUCAGUGAACACUGGGAUGCCGUGGGAGGCGGAGCCAGUGGCAGAGGAGCCGGGAGUCGGGGAGGAUGCCAACGCUGAGAACCUCUAUCUCAUAGGGAUGGAGCUGUUUGAGGAAGCCCUGCGCAAAUGGGAGCUGGCUUUAAACAUCAGACACGGAGCUCAUUCUUGUCCAUCUGGAUCACACAGUCUCGGCCUGCAGGGGUCAGAACUCGUGGAGCGUCAUUCGCCUGAGCUUCAUCAUCAUCAGUUUGCGAAGAAGCUUGAGUCUCUGCUGCACCGAGCGUAUCACCUACAGGAAGACUUCGGCAGCACCAUCCCGCCUGAAAGCCUCCUGGCUGACCUGGAGAGUGAAGCAACGCUGAUUCUGCCCACACUAGGGAGUUCCCAUCGCACCCGAGACGACGAUGCCUUAACAGUCAUGUCAGACGACUCGUUUUUCUCUGCUGCUGAGUUGUUUGAGACGUUCUCUCUAGAGGACACGUAUCAUCCUCUGAAGCCGGCAGCGCUGUAUGAAGAAGCCCUGAGUUUAGUGAAGGAUGAAGGCGUGGCCUGCAGAUCACUGAGAACUGAACUUCUGGAGUGUUACAGCGAUGAGGACUUCCUCGCCAAACUGCACUGUGUCCGCCAGGCCUUCCAGGUGCUGCUGUUGGAUGAGACGCACAGGAUGUUCUUCAUGGAUACAGGGAAGCAGAUAAUAUCGGGACUUCUGGCCAAAGCCAACAAGAGUCCGAAGGCAUUUCUGGAGAGUUAUGAUGACAUGCUGCAGUACACACAGAGAGAGGAGACGAGGCCCGUUACCAAGAUGGAGCUGGAAGGACGAGGGGUGGUCUGUAUGAACUUCUUUGACAUUGUGCUGGACUUUAUCCUCAUGGAUGCGUUUGAAGAUCUGGAAAGUCCUCCAUCUUCAGUGGUGGCCGUUCUAAGGAACCGAUGGCUCUCGGACAGUUUCAAAGAGACGGCAUUGGCUACAGCCUGUUGGUCUGUGCUAAAAGCCAAAAGGAGAUUGCUAAUGGUUCCUGACGGUUUUAUUGCCCAUUUCUAUGCAAUCUCUGAACACGUGAGUCCAGUUCUGGCUUUCGGGUUUCUGGGCCCCCGGCAGCACCUCAGUGAGGUGUGCACCAUAUUCAAGCAACAGAUUGUUCAGUAUCUGAAGGACAUGUUUGACCACGAUAAGGUGCGUUUCACGUCCGUCUCGUCUCUGGGCGAAGACAUCCUCAGUCUGUCCCACAGACGAGCGGACAUCCUGGUGGGUUACCUGGGCAUUGACAGUCAACCUGAGACCAAUGGAGCUUUACCCAAGAGCCCCUCCCAAGCCAACAGCGGACAGCAGGACUGAGGUGCACAAUCCUAAUCUAACCUGCUAGUUUUAAAAGAGACCAGACACCAGGUCUCACUUAGCUAUUCGUCACGGUCGACCAAUCAACGGGACUAUAAAGAACAUUCAUAUAAAAGAUUGAUUGUUCAGACAGAUAAACCACUACAGACUCACCUGAGGUCAACCGAGGCCUUUUCUUGAUCUGCUUCUGCAAAUUUGCCACCGAAUAUCCAGUGCUGCUAUUUAGACGAUGCUUUGUAAAUGGUCUCUUUCUGAAGAACCCAAGAAGGAACUGAAUGAAACCAUCUUUUAGCCAAACAUGCAGCCUGGUGUUGAGUUGCAGCUCUUCUGAAUCAAACCCACACCGUAUCGACGAUGCCUCCUACGUCGAAACGCUAGGUUUUGUUUGUUUUUCAUGUGUGAAUGCGAGUCGUUGAGCGCUUGUGUUUGUGCCAAUGGCCAAAUAAAGUCUUGCACUGAAUCUUGGGUAGCACCGAACACAAUCAAGAGAGAGAAUCGAGACAGAUUUGUGAACUUGAGUGUAAAUCUCUCAGCACAUUUUGCCAGUUUGAGAGCGUUUCGAAGAGAGACUCGCACAGGAUCACACUAGCUGAGCUCAAUUGUGUCCUUUGUUCUCACCCUCACAAUAUAUUAGUCCCAGUGUUCAUCAGAGCGAUAUUUAAUAAGACAUGUAGGCCUGUUGGUUUGUUAUAUUUUCUGUCAUCAUACUUCAUCCUUGAUUUAUAUACCUUGUUUUUGUCCUUCAUCGAUAUUCAGGACUAAAAUAGCCAAUCUACUAUUCUGUUAUAUAGAUAUUCAUUAUGUAUUAUAAAUGUAAUACAGCAGUGGUAUUGGGUCAAAUAGGUCACAAUUGUAGAGCACAGUUAGGUGAGUAGGAAUGAUCAAUGCUAAUUUCAUAUAUGUGCUUUGACUUGUUAGUUCAGUCCUUCAAGCUGUGGUUGUUAAACUCUGUCAGCAACAUCUGUGCCAUUGUGAAAUGAUCAACGCCGCCUUGAUUUUGUGAAAACAAUAAGAUGCAUAUUCCGUUGCACUUGAAGGCUAUGGGGAAAAUUGCCUCAUAGAUUCAGUUAAAGUGGAUCUUUUUGUUUGCUUUUGAGUUAUUUGUUCUAUACAAUAUUGUAAUAUAGUAUACAUUUCUUCUGUGGCAGUGGCACAGAUGCUGUCGAUAGAGUUUAAAUUGUAUUCAACCCAUG